GGAGCUCAAGCUGCUUUGGCACAUCCUGCUGUGGAGUGCAAGAUGAGAAAGUCAGUGCUCUUCCUUGGCUUUCUUCUUGUUUUCCUUGGUCUGGCUCUGCCAGGCACCCAGGGAAAAAUAAUUUCCAGAUGUGAGAUGGUGAAGAUCCUACGUCGGAAUGGCUUUCAGGGCUUUGAGGGCACAACUGUUGCUGACUGGAUGUGCCUGGUGAAAUAUGAGAGUGGUUAUAACACGAAAGCAUACAAUAACAAUGGGCCCAGCAGGGACUACGGCAUCUUCCAGAUCAACAGCAAGUACUGGUGCAAUGAUGGCAGGACCUCUGGAGCCAAGAACGCCUGCCACAUCAGCUGCUCAAAACUGCAAGAUGAUAAUAUUGAGGAUGAUAUUCAGUGUGCCAAGAAGAUUGCCCGGGAGGCUCAUGGCCUCAGUCCCUGGUACGGCUGGAAAAACCAUUGCCGGGGCAGAGACCUGAGUUCCUACGUCAGGGGCUGCUAAAUUGCUCCACAAGUGUUGAUCGUUUCCUCAGGACCACCAGCAUUUGGAGAGGAGGCCAUGGGUGCAGGGAAUUAAAUCCAGUCUAUUAUUAAGAUAGACUGGGUACUGUCUAGUGCUAACUCUGGAGGCCUUUCACACUGCUGCAAUGCAAACAGAAAACUCACAGCUCACAGCUUAAUAAAAACAGGUGUAGCAACAAACCA
Pyrgilauda ruficollis (rufous-necked snowfinch) is the source of this 698-nucleotide messenger RNA. It is a transcript of the gene LYZ, whose product is annotated as lysozyme. The coding region runs from base 43 to 495 and encodes 150 amino acids. The transcript is spliced from 4 exons. The record is from RefSeq and is a predicted model, not a curated record. Lineage: Eukaryota; Metazoa; Chordata; Aves; Passeriformes; Passeridae. Gene Ontology annotation, molecular function: lysozyme activity.